AUGGUGACUACCGUGAUGAACAAGCAAGUGAUACUGAGGGAUUACGUGAAGGAUUCCCCUAAAGAGUCUGAUCUUGUGAUAGUUUCCAACACCGUGGAGCUCAAAGUUAAGUCCGGAUCAUCGACUAUUCUGGUGAAGAAUCUUUACUUGUCUUGUGACCCUUACAUGGGGAUUCUCAUGAGAGAACCAAAUUCUUCGACUAUGGCACUUUUGGAUGCUUACGUCCCUGGAAAGCCUCUAGUUGGAGUUGGAGUGUCUAAGGUGAUAGAUUCUGAUGAUCCAGCUUUUGCGAAAGGCGAUUAUGUUUCGGCAGUGGUUGACUGGGAAGAAUAUACUACAAUUAAAACGCCCAUUAUAUCCAAAAUUGACGUUAAUAUCAAUGUUCCUCUCUCCUACUACACUGGACUCCUAGGAAUGGCAGGUUUGACUGCUUAUGCCGGCUUUUUCGAGAUCUGUUCACCUAAGAAGGGAGAAACAGUCUUUGUCUCUGCGGCUUCUGGUGCGGUUGGUCAUCUCGUGGGCCAGUUUGCAAAGUUGAUGGGCUGCUAUGUUGUUGGAAGUGCUGGAAGUAAACAAAAGGUCGAUCUCUUGGUGAACAAACUUGGUUUCGAUGAUGCAUUCAAUUACAAGGAAGAGCCUGACCUUGACUCCGCCUUGAAGAGAUGUUUCCCAAAGGGCAUUGACAUAUACUUUGAGAACGUGGGAGGCAAAAUGCUUGACGCGGUGCUACUGAACAUGAAAAAGUAUGGCAGAAUCUCUGUGUGCGGGAUGAUCUCUCAAUAUCAUCUCGAAACCAGAGAUAGAGUACACAAUCUACCUGACAUCAUGUUCAAGAGGAUAAGGAUGCAAGGGUUUGUUUGUGGGGACUUUCAAGAUCGAUUUCCCAAGUUUUUGGAGUAUGUGCUUCCUUACAUAAAAGAAGGGAAGUUAAAUUACGUGGAAGACAUCGUCAAAGGACUCGAUAACGGUCCUGCUGCUCUUGUAGGACUCUACCAUGGAAAAAACUUUGGGAAACAAGUUCUCGAGGGGGAAAAGAUAAACCCUAAAUUCAUCAAUUCCUCAGAUUUUUCGAGACUACACACCUCCUUUGGAUCUACAGGGGAACCGCAGAUUCGACUAGCCAUGGGGAUUUUGUCGUGGUUCUCGGGAAGUCCUAAGCCUUCGCAACCCGAGACGUCGAAAACCGAGAUAAUUCAGGCGCCGAAAUCGGAAACUCCGGCUCCGGGGAUGAACGGAGCCAUAGAAGUUCCUCGGCCUGAACGCGCGACGGUUUUCGAGUUCGGUUCUGUGGCGGCGACUGGAGACAGAGUCACUCUCGCCGGAUACUGCCCCGUUUCCGAAGAUCUCGAACCUUGCCGCUGGGAGAUUCUUCCCGCCGACGGGAAAGACGCGCCGCAGUUUCGCGUCGUCUUCUGAAGAAAUCAGAGCAUGCGUUUAUCAUCUAUUCCCAGGCUGAGUUUCUAGAAGAUGUAACUUGUUCAAUCUCUUCCUCGAGUAAUUGUAUUGGUCAAUCAUCGCUCUUCAUAUCUUUAUAAAAUGUACAAUUUUGUA
Molecule: messenger RNA, 1551 nt
Organism: Eutrema salsugineum
Lineage: Eukaryota; Viridiplantae; Streptophyta; Magnoliopsida; Brassicales; Brassicaceae
Product: NADP-dependent alkenal double bond reductase P2
Exons: 6
Coding region: 1-1416 (471 amino acids)
Biological process (GO): response to oxidative stress
Molecular function (GO): 2-alkenal reductase [NAD(P)H] activity
Source: RefSeq, a predicted model, not a curated record